Culex pipiens pallens (northern house mosquito) is the source of this 6409-nucleotide messenger RNA. RefSeq names its product nitric oxide synthase (gene Nos). NCBI's taxonomy places the organism in Eukaryota, Metazoa, Arthropoda, Insecta, Diptera, Culicidae. Gene Ontology annotation, biological process: nitric oxide biosynthetic process. Bases 649 to 4755 code for a protein of 1368 amino acids. The record is from RefSeq and is a predicted model, not a curated record. Gene Ontology annotation, molecular function: flavin adenine dinucleotide binding; heme binding; NADP binding. The transcript has 23 exons.
UGAGGAGAAAAUAUUAUUAAAAAGUGUUAGAAGAAAAGAUCAACCGCAGAAGAAGAAUUUUAUGAAAGUGACAAAAAGUUGACCAAUUUCCAAAGGUGUAAAAAAGAGUAAAAGAGCAGAAGAAGAAUCCAGCUGUGAGUGUGGUGUCCUGGUGAUUUCGUACAAUUAAUGAGCUAACUUUUUGCACAUUUUGUCUGGUGCCGGAGAGUGUGGUCUGUUCUGGUGAAGCAUUUUCGGAACAAAGUUGUGAACCUUCCCCCCUGCAGUGUGAUAUCGAUUGGGGCGCGAAAUAACAUUGUCGUCACAUACUGUGAAUUGGCAAAAUUGGCGUGUGUGGGAUCGAAAACCUGUGAAAUUCUCCAGAAGGUUGUCAAUUGCUGUUAAGCAGAAGUGACACCAGUUGGACCCACGUGGACGAGUUUCGAUGGGCAUCCUUCUGUUGAAGCCCCACGUCGUCGCCGUUGUCGUGUCUCGUAAUGGUGAAAGUGGUACCGAUGUUUGACACUAGAUGUCGUUAGUUGAAACUGGCACCACCGGACCAAUUGAGAGUGUCAUCGGGUGUAUGUGUGCGCUGUAAUUAAAAGUGAUUGAAGUAAAGUGAAGUGAAGUGUGUCGAUCGAGUUCAGGAAGUUCAGGAGGAAUCGCAAAAUGAUGUCACAACACUUGAACUCGAUGCUCGAGCAUCUCAAAAUGGGCUCGCUGAUGAACAAAGGUCGUAACAACAAUAGCAAUGGGAGUGCUGGUGGUGGUGGCGGUGGCAGUGCUGCCAGUAAUGGCAGUGCAAGCAACGGAACCGUGGCGAACCACAUCGGAAACGGGCUCAACAAUAAUAACAACGGAAGUGUCGGCACCAACACAAACAACAACAACAACCAUGUGACGGGCCUCAAAACCCCGGACAAAAACGGUUCCGCCGUGGCGGCGGUGGACGGAUUCCCCGACCAUCGACCGCAAGCCCCGUCGGAAGUGAUCAAAGUGACACCCAGUGACACGGUGCCUCCUCCCGUAGUGAUGGGUGGUAAAUCUGGCCACGGCGAUGGUCAUCACGCAGUGAGUGGCCACCGGUUCGAACCGGGCCGCAAACGGUGCAGCAUUUCGGUUCACAGUCAGCAUAAUCAGCACCUGCCCGGUGGCGACGGGGGUGGUCCCGGUGGGGGGUCCAACGGGGAUGCCAUCCGACCCGGGGGUUAUCGUGAACUGUCGCCGCAAUCGUUGCGAAUCCAUCGAAAGUCCUCGCACGACAUUCGCAUUCUGGGCGCGGACGGUGAGACGUUGCAUGGGUUCAUGGAAGGUGGCAAGAUGCCCAACGUGGUGAAACCGAUGAAACUCAAGUGUAUUAGCACCAAGGCCGAGUCGUACGACACGCUGCACGGAAGGGCGCUGGAUGUGAUGCACUGCUCGAAGGAGGUCUGCACCGGUAGCGUGAUGCUGCCCAACAUCGUCGGAAUCGAGCCCCGCAAGCCCGACAUUGUGCUGCAGCACGCGAAGGACUUCCUGGAUCAGUACUACUCCUCCAUCAGACGACUCAAAUCGCCCGCCCACGAGGCCCGCCUGCAGCAGGUUCAGAAGGAGAUUGAAGCGUCGGGCAUUUACCAGCUGACCGAGACCGAGCUGAUCUACGGAGCGAAGCUGGCCUGGCGUAACUCGUCCCGCUGCAUCGGACGGAUACAGUGGUCCAAGCUGCAGGUUUUCGACUGCCGUUACGUUACCACCACCAGUGGAAUGUUUGAAGCAAUUUGCAAUCACAUCAAGUAUGCCACCAAUAAAGGGAACCUCAGAUCAGCCAUCACGAUUUUCCCCCAGCGCACGGACGGCACGCACGACUACCGGAUCUGGAACGGCCAGCUGAUUUCGUACGCCGGCUACAAGGGCCCGGACGGCAAAAUCAUCGGCGACCCGAUGCACGUCGAGUUCACCGAUUUUUGCAUCAAACUGGGCUGGAAAAGCAAACGAACCGAGUGGGACAUUCUGCCGCUGGUGCUGUCCGCGAACGGCCACGACCCGGAUUACUUCGACUUCCCGCCCGACCUGAUCAUGGAGGUGCCGUUCAGCCAUCCGACGUUCAAGUGGUUCGCCGACCUGAACCUGCGCUGGUACGCACUGCCGGCCGUGUCCGGGAUGCUGUUCGACUGCGGGGGCAUCCAAUUUACGGCCACGUCCUUCAGCGGGUGGUACAUGUCCACCGAGAUUGGGUGCCGAAAUCUGUGCGACACCAACCGGCGCAACAUGCUGGAGCCCGUCGCGAUCAAAAUGGGCCUGGACACGCGGAAUCCGACGUCCCUGUGGAAGGACAAAGCCCUGGUCGAAAUCAAUAUCGCCGUGCUGCACUCGUUCCAGUCGCGCAACAUCACCAUCGUGGACCAUCACACGGCCAGCGAGAGCUUCAUGAAGCAUUACGAGAACGAAACCAAGCUGAGGAACGGCUGCCCGGCGGACUGGGUCUGGAUCGUGCCGCCCAUGUCGGCGGCGAUUACUCAGGUGUACCACCAGGAGAUGGCCUGCUACUAUCUGCGGCCGUCGUUCGAGUACCAGGAAUCUGCCCUCAAAACGCACAUCUGGAAGAAAGACCGAGGCUCAUCGAAGAACAAAAAGCCCCGACGAAAGUUCAACUUUAAGCAAAUCGCACGGGCCGUCAAAUUUACAUCGAAAUUGUUCGGGCGCGCCCUUUCCCGCCGCAUCAAGGCAACGGUCCUGUACGCCACGGAGACUGGCCGCUCGGAGCAGUACGCCAAACAGCUGGUCGAGCUGCUCGGACAUGCAUUCAACGCCCAGAUUUACUGCAUGUCGGAUUACGACAUCUCAUCGAUAGAGCACGAAGCCCUGCUGCUGGUCGUCGCAUCCACGUUCGGCAACGGAGACCCACCGGAAAAUGGCGAGGGAUUUAAAGAGCACUUGGAUGUGCUAAAAGAGAAAAUGCUUUUCGCGCAAGAUCUGUACGCCAUGCGGCUGCACGAAACAGGCAACAGUCAGGUGCACAGCGAGCUCAGCAUCGCCGCGUCCUCCAAGUCCUUCAUCAAGGCCAACUCGCGCAGUGACAUGAACCGGCACCGGAAGAUCGAUCGGUUGGACUCGCUGCGGGGAUCCACGACGGACACGCUGUCCGAGGAGACGUUUGGGCCGCUGUCGAACGUGAGGUUUGCCGUGUUUGCGCUCGGAUCGUCGGCCUAUCCGAACUUUUGUGCGUACGGGAAGUACAUUGAUAACAUUCUGGAUGAGCUGGGCGGGGAGCGGCUGAUGAGGAUGGCCACCGGGGACGAGAUCUGUGGGCAGGAGCAGGCGUUUAGGAAGUGGGCACCGGAGGUGUUUAAGAUCGCCUGCGAAACGUUCUGCCUGGACCCGGAGGAAACCCUCUCGGACGCGGCCUUUUCGAUGCAAACGGAGCUGACGGAAAACACGGUCCGUUUUGCCCCCGUGACGGAGUACGAGUCGCUGGACAAGGCGCUGUCCAAGUACCACAACAAAAAGGCCACCGAGUGCACGCUGAAGCGGAACGCGAUCAAUCUUCACGAGGGCACCAACGGCAGCGAGCGGUCCACGAUUCUGGUGGAAAUCAUCGCCGAGGGGAUGGCCUACGAGCCCGGUGACCACGUGGGAAUUUUCCCCGCCAAUCGGGCCGAAAUCGUGGACGGUAUAAUCAAGCGGCUGACCGGCGUUACCGAUCCGGACGAGACCCUCCAGCUGCAGGUCCUAAAGGAAAAGCAAACCCAAAACGGUGUUUACAAAUCGUGGGAACAACACGAAAGGAUACCGAUUUGCUCGCUCCGGACGCUUCUAAGCCGGUUCCUGGACAUUACGACGCCUCCAUCACGACAACUGCUGACCUUCCUGGCCUCGUGCUGCCAGGAAAAGGAGGACGAGGAAAGGCUUACGAUGUUGGCGAAUGAACCAUCCGUCUAUGAGGAUUGGCGUUACUGGAAGUUGCCCCACCUGUUGGAGGUGCUGGAGGAGUUUCCCUCCUGUAAACCACCGGCUACGGUGUUCGUGGCCCAGCUGAACGCUCUGCAGCCCCGGUUCUACUCGAUUUCAUCCUCUCCGCGCAAGUACUCGGACGAGAUUCAUCUUACGGUGGCUAUCGUGUCGUACCGGGCGGAAGACGGCGAGGGCGCGGAACACUACGGCGUUUGCUCCAACUAUCUGGCCAACAUGGUGGACAACGAGAAGAUAUACCUCUUCGUACGGAGCGCCUCUUCAUUCCACAUGUCAAAGGACCCCAGCCGACCCGUUAUCCUGAUUGGGCCCGGGACCGGAAUCGCACCGUUCCGAUCGUUCUGGCAGGAGUGGGACACACUCAAGACGGAACUUCCUGAUGUUAAGCUUCCAAAGGUUUGGCUCUUCUUCGGAUGUCGUACGAAAAAGGUUGACCUUUACCGCGACGAAAAGGAAGAAAUGGUCAAGAAAGGGAUUCUGGAUCGAGUUUUCCUGGCACUUUCCCGGGAGGAGAAUGUUCCCAAGACCUACGUCCAGGACCUGGCCCUCACCGAGGCCGAUUCGAUCUUCGACCUGAUCUGGAACGAGAAGGCCCACAUCUACGUCUGCGGCGACGUCACGAUGGCCGAGCACGUGUACCAGACGCUGCGGAAGAUUCUCGCCGGCAAGCUCACGAAAACCGAGUCCGAGAUGGAGAAGUACAUGCUGUCGCUGAGGGACGAGAACCGCUACCACGAGGACAUCUUCGGCAUCACGCUGCGCACGGCGGAAGUGCACAACAAGUCACGUGCCACGGCCCGGAUUCGGAUGGCCUCGCAACCUUCAUAAGCUGGCUGUGGCAUCGUCAACAACAACAACAACAACAACACCAGUCAUCAAUAGGCCUGAUUCUGUAUUCUGGUGCAACGCCGACUCGCACACAAAAGCUCUCUGAAUGAAUAUGUGAGGGGACGUGCUGAGCGCGUCGCGGCUCUAGUCGUUGGUGGGGUAUUGUUGAACUGCCCAAUAGUCAUUGAAGCGAAAUUGAACAGCAAUAUUAAAGCUUUCGUCGAGCAACAGCGUGGAAAAUGAGAAUUUAUAAACACCAAAUGGAAUUUACCACAUCGGUUAUGGUUGGAAUGAAUUUCAAGCAACGCACUAAAGUUUACUCUCAUAAAUGUUAUUGUUUGUUUUUUAAUGAUGUCUAUACAAUUGUUAAGGCUUCCUUCAAAUAUUUUAAAUAUAUCCAUCUUUGUAAAAAGGUAGCAAAACAAUUUUCUUACGCAACUAUCCUUUAAAAAAAUCAGCACCAAAAAAUUCAAAAUACGAAAAAAUAAUAAAUGCAACAAUUUUGAAAAAUUUAAUUCAAACUCCAAUUGACAAAAAACAACAAAUUAAAAUAUAAAUCAAAGCAAAAACUAGAUAAAAUCUCGCACAACUUUUCAGUUAACUGAGCGAAUUUAAAAUUAGCAAAAGCAGCUGAUUGCGAAUUAUUGAUGGGCACUUCCACUUGGAAUAAAGUGAGAAAAGCGCCAGCGCCAGAGCCAAAGUGAUUUACGGGUGAGAAGCGAGAAGAGAAAAAUGUAAAGAAAAAAAAGAUAAAGCGCGGAAUACUUCUAGAAGCAAAAGUUGCAGAUUAAUCGUUCUUGUUAUGUUUGAGGGAUGUGAAAGCAAAUGCGUUUCUUUUUUCAAGGAAAAUCUUUUAGCUUCAAUCGAAAGGGUAACUAAUAGUUCGUGACGGGAAGAUGUUAUAUGGAGAAGUUAAACCCUGGUUUCAUUUGAGGUAAAAAAAACACUGUUUAUUGUGAAACAAUUGUUUCAAACGAUUAUAUUUAAAUUUGAAAAUGUUUCGGUAUCAGCGAAAGAAAAUAUUACGAUUUUUUACUGAAUGCAACACACAUCAGAACCAAUGAAUGUAGUUAUAAAAAUCAAAUCAAUUUUUAUUGUUAAAGAUAAAAUAUGCUAGCAUAUACUAAAUCAAUUUAAGAUAUCCACUCUUCGAUACUACCAAAAUAUCAUUGGGCAGCAAUUUUUUUAAUAAACUUUUUAUAUUGUUUCAAAAUUAAUUGAGUAUUACAUUAACCAAUGAUUUUAAAUAAAUUAAUUUCAAAUGUAAAAAACAACCCAUUUUUUUUAAAUUGUGGCAAUAUUAUUUUUUAUCAAGGUGGAAUUAAUAUUUUUUGAAAAAAAUAGGAUAAAUAAUUUGCACAACCUAAUGACCAUGACUUAUUAUAACAUUCAAUUUAAGUUUUGAACUAGUUUGCUGCUGAGUAAAUUGCUUCUAAAGUUGAUCAUAAUUUUUUAUUCUAUUCACUAUUUAUCUCAUAAAAAAGAAAACGAGAAAAAAACAAACAAAACAUUAUCGAAAAGACUUUUAAUCUAGAUGUGAACAACUAUUUUCGAAUCGAUUCUAUAAACAUAUUUAUAACAGACAUUUGUCAUUAAAACAUUAUGCAAAAAAAACGAAGUAUUCCUAUUUUUAACAAACACCCAGAAAUAAUAC